CUGAAGCCUUACUGGGCAGUCAGAUAGCCGGUCCCGGUAUGUAAGUCGCCGCACAUUGUGCGUUAAAAGCGGCUCGUCCGCACCCCCUUUACAGUAGCUCUAGGAUUUGUUUCUGACCUUCUCUUUGCCUCUUGAAUGGGCAAACCUGCACCAACAUGAAAUCCGCCCUCAGGCUGGCCACCUUGAGUUAUGCGAUCACUAACGUUGAUGCUAGCUUACUAUUUCCCUCUGGUCGUAAUGCGGGGGAUUGGGGUCCGGCUAAAGACGUUGUUGCCGCCUCUCCAAUAGAUCCUGUGGGAUGGACGCCGAAACCGACUGCGCCGCCGGCGGCCGAGCCGUUCGAUUUUGAGCUUCGGAGGAGGCAGGAUAUGACUACCACCACAAUUGUUGCUAGUGUUGCUACGUGCGGGUGGCCGGCUGAUAAUAUUAGCGCGCCGGCAAUUACGUGCGGCGGGGGAGGUUAUUGUUAUGAGGCACCGGGAUCUUUCGCUGCGGGAUGUUGUACCGAGACGAAUCGUCGUAAUUGCAGAAUACCGACGACAUGCUUGGAAUCAACAAGAUCAGGCUCUUCUUUAACUGACACUGCUAGGACGCUACUCUGCUUCUUCGAAAACUUCAACGGGGUCAGUUUUCUGGCUUGUGGUAAAGAGGCAGGGUCUAGUAUAAUUGCAACUAGUGCGCCGCCGAACUGGGCACCACCGAGCGAUAUCACAACUACUUCUCAAUCUACGUCCGAGCGAUCUCCAGCGGGUACCGAUCCUACCAACGUCGUAACUGUCACCGUUUCCCCGAGCUCAAGCUCAUCAUCGCCGGACGCAGUAGUUGCGGAUCAGAGUAGUAACGGGUCGAAUAGAACCGGGGCUAUUGCUGGCGGCGUGGUUGGCGGGGUUGCUGUACUCUCACUGAUAGCCGCUGCCAUCUUCUUCUGUCUACGUCGACGUCAGCGUAAGAAUAAUGAGACUGAAGGCAAGGAGAUAGAAGGCUCGCCUCCCUUUCGACCGCGAGGUUUCCCGCGUAAUAGUGUAUAUGGCGGUGGACUACCCGAACCUCAAUACCAAUCAGACUUCUACGGGGAAUUACCGCCGCAGAUGGCACAAGCAUCGACCCAGCACGUUGUAGGCUACCCGCCACCUACUCACUUUGAACCAGCUGUCAUGCCUAGAGAUCAUAGGGACCAAAGAAGUCACAGGAGUCAUAGAUAUUCUCAAGUGCAGGCAAUUCCGUCUACCUUUGUCCCGGGGGCACGCAAGCCGAACGAAGAUGAUAUAGUAUCACCCAUUACUCCUGGCGACCAAUUAAACCCUGCCGACGACCCAGCAACGUACACAUGGAUCUCAAACCCGACACCACCUCCACAAUCAGACUACUCUCAGUUCAGCCCACCUCCACCAGCACAUUUUCAAUCGUACCGACCAUAUCCUGGAACAUAAAGAAGGCUAUCGACCGUAGGAUGAAAUUACAGCUAUGGCGGCUUAACUUGCCGCUCAUUUAAAAUAUAUAAAGGUUUUAAUAUUACAUAUACGUACGUACUGGGCGCGACGUUUUCUGGGAUACCGGUGUCUUGUAGGUGCGUAAUGCAUCUCGUAAGACGGAAGAUACCUAU
This is a messenger RNA of Daldinia decipiens, 1603 nucleotides long. RefSeq lists its product as uncharacterized. Lineage: Eukaryota; Fungi; Ascomycota; Sordariomycetes; Xylariales; Hypoxylaceae. The coding region runs from base 156 to 1430 and encodes 424 amino acids. The transcript has 3 exons. The record is from RefSeq and is a predicted model, not a curated record.